This is a messenger RNA of Dendrobium catenatum, 3090 nucleotides long. RefSeq names its product protein ROOT HAIR DEFECTIVE 3. The transcript is spliced from 23 exons. The record is from RefSeq and is a predicted model, not a curated record. NCBI's taxonomy places the organism in Eukaryota, Viridiplantae, Streptophyta, Magnoliopsida, Asparagales, Orchidaceae. Gene Ontology annotation, cellular component: endoplasmic reticulum. Gene Ontology annotation, molecular function: GTP binding; GTPase activity. Bases 113 to 2614 code for a protein of 833 amino acids. Gene Ontology annotation, biological process: endoplasmic reticulum membrane fusion.
AGGUGUACAGAUUGCACGCUUCAAUUCUACUGCUCCUUCGUGGCUGUUCGACUUGGCUCCUUCGACGACUUUCCCUUCCUGUCGGAUCGGAAGUUAGGACAUUUUUGAUCGGAUGCAACAACGGGAGCUCGCUGGCUUUGAAGAUAUGGGGGAUAAUAGUUGUUCUACUCAACUAAUUGAUGGAGAUGGCGUAUAUAACGUCUCUGGAAUGGAGAAUUUCAUGAAGACCGUGAAACUUGGUGAAUGUGGUCUUUCAUAUGCUGUCGUCUCCAUAAUGGGUCCUCAAAGCAGUGGGAAGAGCACUCUCUUGAACCAUCUUUUCCAUACCAACUUCAGAGAGAUGGAUGCAUUUAAGGGGAGGUCUCAAACUACUAAAGGAAUUUGGCUGGCAAGGUGUGUGGACAUUGAACCUUGUACUAUUAUCAUGGAUUUGGAGGGUUCUGAUGGAAGAGAGCGAGGAGAGGAUGAUACUGCAUUUGAGAAGCAGAGUGCUCUUUUUGCUUUAGCAGUUUCAGAUAUAGUUUUGAUAAAUAUGUGGUGUCAUGAUAUUGGACGUGAGCAGGCUGCUAACAAACCUCUUUUAAAAACUGUAUUCCAAGUCAUGAUGCGGUUAUUUAGUCCUCGUAAAACAACCUUACUAUUUGUCAUACGUGACAAGACUAAAACCCCUCUGGAAAACUUGGAACCUAUUUUGAGGGAAGAUAUUCAAAAGAUUUGGGAUUCUGUUCAAAAACCGAUAGAGCAUAAAAAUACUCCACUUAGUGAAUUUUUUAAUGUAGAAGUUGUUGCCCUUUCAAGUUUUGAAGAAAAGGAAGAAUAUUUCAAGGAGCAGGUUGCGAAUCUAAGGCAAAGGUUUUUUCAUUCUAUUGCUCCUGGCGGGCUUGCUGGAGACAGACGAGGUGUUAUUCCUGCAUCGGGAUUUUCCUUUAGUGCACAACAAAUUUGGAAAGUUAUAAAAGAGAACAAGGAUCUUGAUUUACCCGCCCACAAGGUUAUGGUUGCCACUGUUCGCUGUGAAGAAAUUGCAAAUGAGAAAAUUGCUUCUUUUGCUGAUAAUGAGGAGUGGCGUCACCUUGAAGAGGCUGUGCAAAAUGGCGUUGUUCCAGGUUUUGGGAAGAAGCUCAGCUCUAUAUUGGAGAAUUGUUUGAUCGGUUAUGAUAUGGAAGCUGUAUAUUUUGAUGAUAGUGUUAGAACCUCAAAGAGACGACAAUUAGAAUCAAAACUUCUUCAGUUUGUUCAACCUGCUUAUCAUUCCAUGUUGGGGCACCUAAGAUCCAAAACUUUAGAAGAUUUUAAAGCUAGAUUUGAGAAGGCUCUGGAAAGUGGGGAAGGAUUUGCGACUGCUGCUAAUGAUUGCACUCAGUCUCUCAUGUCUGCAUUCAAUGAAGGCUGCAAAGAUGCAGAGAUUGAACAAGCAUCGUGGGACUCUUCAAAAGCACGGGAAAAACUUCGACGUGAUAUAGAUGCAUAUAUUGCUUCAGUUCGCAAGGCAAAAUUAUUUGAACUCACAUCCUUGUAUGAGGAAAAACUUAAUAAGGCACUUUCAGAGCCUGUGGAAGCUCUUCUAGAUUCUGCCAGUGAUGAUACGUGGCCAUCAAUUAGAAGUCUUCUUCAGCGGGAGACAAAGGCUGCUUUAUCUAAUUUUGCUUUAGCCCUUUCUUCAUUUGAUAUUGAUCAGACAACUAUCGAAAAAUUGCUUACAAAAUUAGAGGAAUAUGCUAGAAGUGUUGUUGAAUCUAAGGCAAGGGAAGAAGCUGGGAGAGUCUUGAUGCAUAUGAAGGAUAGGUUUUCAACAUUGUUUAGCCGUGAUUCUGAUUCAAUGCCAAGAUUGUGGACAGGAAAAGAAGACAUAAAAGCAAUCACCAAAAUGGCUCGUUCAGCAUCUUUGAAGUUAUUGUCUGUUAUUGCUGCAAUUCGCUUAGAAGGGGACAAGGAUAGUGUUGAGAACACCCUUCAACUUGCUUUGGUGGAUGUUCCUAAUAGUUCAACUUCAAAUAGGAACAUUCAGCCAUUGGACCCAUUGGCUUCUAAUACAUGGGAAGAUGUUCCAUCAACGAGAACAUUAAUUACGCCAGUUCAGUGCAAGUCAUUGUGGAGACAGUUCAAGGCAGAAACAGAGUAUACUGUGACACAGGCUAUUGCUGCUCAGGAAGCUAACAAGAGGAACAAUAACUGGCUGCCUCCUCCUUGGGCCAUUGCUGCUAUGCUUAUUUUAGGAUUCAAUGAAUUUAUGACACUUCUAAGAAAUCCUUUGUAUCUUGGGGUCAUCUUUGUUGCAUUUCUUCUGGGCAAGGCCCUUUGGGUCCAGCUUGACGUCUCAGGCGAAUUUCGAAAUGGAGCUCUUCCUGGGAUUCUUUCAUUAUCCACAAAGUUUCUUCCAACCGUCAUGAAUCUCCUCAAGAAAUUAGCAGACGAGGGACAAAGACCUACAGCUUCAAAUACCCGAAGGAAUCCGGAGCUUGAUUCAAAGAGUUUCCCAAAUGAUGUAAAUAGUACUUCGACAUCAUCAGCUGCAUCAACUAAUGAAACUUCUUCAAACAGUACAGCUGCAUCAUCUAAUGUAACUUCUUCAGACAAUGGUGUUGAAUACACGAGCCCAAUAAAACAGCGGUAGGAGUGAGUAACUUGUGCUGCUAUUAGAGUAUAUUCUCAUUGGUCAUUUAUUACGUGAUUUUGCUUCUCUUAAGUCAUUAGAAAGAGCAUUGCCUACUUUCCCAGAGAGAUCUUCAAGCUGCUUAAAGCACUUGCUGGAACUGAUCAGAUUCAAAGUGUUACAUCACGUAAUAGUUGUGAAGGUUCUUCCUUUUUUUUAGGUGAGUAUUUUUAGCGUUGGUUGUGCUUGCUAGGCCAAAGUUGUAUUGGUUUGUUGAUCUUGUUGUAAGGAGGUUUGAUUUUUAUCGGAUGUUGUAAGCUUGGGCUUAUUCACAUUAUUCCUGUCUACCUAUAAAUUUGUGCACUUGUCACAUAUUUUUGGUUUUCAUAGAAAGGUUUGAAGCUCUUCAUACUUAUCUGUUGGAAUGAGUCAUCUUUGUAACGAAGGAACUUUAUGCAUUUGAGUUAGUAAUUAAUGAGUUUCAUAUGUUUUAAAAA